Falco peregrinus (peregrine falcon) is the source of this 3787-nucleotide messenger RNA. It is a transcript of the gene SMARCC2, whose product is annotated as SWI/SNF related, matrix associated, actin dependent regulator of chromatin subfamily c member 2. The record is from RefSeq and is a predicted model, not a curated record. Gene Ontology annotation, cellular component: SWI/SNF complex; npBAF complex; nBAF complex. NCBI's taxonomy places the organism in Eukaryota, Metazoa, Chordata, Aves, Falconiformes, Falconidae. Gene Ontology annotation, molecular function: nucleosomal DNA binding; histone binding. Gene Ontology annotation, biological process: positive regulation of DNA-templated transcription.
GCGGGCGCGGCGCGGCGCGGCGGGAGGCGGCGGGAGGCGGCCCGGCCCGCUCGAAGAUGGCGGUGCGGAAGAAGGACGGCGGCCCCAACGUCAAGUACUACGAGGCCUCGGACACCGUCAGCCAGUUCGACAACGUCCGCCUCUGGCUCGGCAAGAACUACAAGAAGUACAUCCAGGCCGAGCCCCCCACCAACAAGUCGCUGUCGAGCCUGGUGGUGCAGCUGCUGCAGUUCCAGGAGGAGGUGUUCGGCAAGCACGUCAGCAACGCGCCCCUCACCAAGCUGCCGAUAAAAUGCUUCUUGGAUUUCAAGGCGGGAGGAGCCCUGUGCCACAUCCUGGCAGCAGCCUAUAAAUUCAAGAGCGACCAAGGAUGGCGGCGUUUCGAUUUCCAGAAUCCCUCGCGGAUGGACCGCAACGUGGAGAUGUUCAUGACCAUCGAGAAAUCCCUGGUGCAGAACAACUGCCUGGCCCGGCCCAACAUCUUCCUGCACCAGGAGAUCGAGCCCAAGCUGCUGAGCAAGCUGAAGGACAUCGUCAAGAGGCACCAGGGCACGGUGACCGAGGACAAGAGCAACGCGUCCCACAUUGUCUGUCCCGUCCCCGGGAACCUGGAGGAAGAGGAGUGGGUCCGGCCAGUCAUGAAGCGCGACAAGCAGGUCCUGCUGCACUGGGGCUACUACCCCGACAGCUACGACACCUGGAUCCCCGCCAGCGAGAUUGAGGCCUCUGUGGAGGACGCCCCGACGCCGGAAAAGCCCCGGAAGGUCCACGCCAAGUGGAUCCUGGACACAGACACCUUCAACGAGUGGAUGAACGAGGAGGACUACGAGGUGACGGACGAGAAGAGCCCCGUCGCCCGCAGGAAGAAGAUCUCGGCCAAGACGCUGACGGAUGAGGUGAACAGCCCUGACUCGGACCGGCGGGACAAAAAGGGGGGCAACUACAAGAAGCGAAAGCGCUCGCCCUCCCCCUCGCCCACCCCAGAGGCCAAGAAGAAGAACGCGAAGAAGGGACCCUCCACCCCCUACAACAAAUCCAAGCGGGGGCACCGCGAGGAGGAGCAGGAGGACCUGACCAAGGACAUGGACGAGCCCUCACCCGUCCCCAACGUGGAGGAGGUCACCCUGCCCAAGACAGUCAACACCAAGAAGGACUCGGAGUCUGCGCCUGUCAAGGGCGGCACCAUGACGGACCUGGAUGAGCAGGAAGAUGAGAGCAUGGAGACAGCCGGCAAGGAUGAGGAGGAGAACGGCACCGGGAGCAAGGGGGAGCAGGCCAAGAACCCCGACCUGCACGAGGACAACGUGACGGAGCAGACCCACCACAUCAUCAUCCCCAGCUACGCCGCCUGGUUCGACUACAACAGCGUCCACGCCAUCGAGCGCCGAGCCCUGCCCGAGUUCUUCAACGGCAAGAAUAAAUCCAAGACCCCCGAAAUAUACUUGGCUUACCGCAACUUCAUGAUCGACACGUACCGGCUGAACCCGCAGGAGUACCUGACCUCCACGGCGUGCCGCCGCAACCUGGCCGGCGACGUCUGUGCCAUCAUGCGGGUCCACGCGUUCCUGGAGCAGUGGGGCCUCAUCAACUACCAGGUGGAUGCCGAGAGCCGGCCCACCCCCAUGGGCCCCCCGCCGACCUCCCACUUCCAUGUGCUGGCCGAUACGCCCUCGGGGCUGGUGCCGCUGCAGCCCAAGACCCCCCAGGGCCGGCAGAGCGACGGCGACGCCAAGACGGGCCGCAAGAGCAAAGAGAUCGAAGACCUCGUCACCGAGACGGUGAAGGGGAAGCCGGAGCUGCAGACCUCGGCCUCGCAGCAGAUGCUGAACUUCCCCGACAAGAGCAAGGAGAAGCCGGCCGACAUGCAGAACUUCGGCCUCCGCACCGACAUGUACACCAAGAAGAAUGUCCCCUCCAAGAGCAAAGCUGCCGCCAGCGCCACGCGGGAGUGGACGGAGCAGGAGACGCUGCUGCUGCUGGAGGCCCUGGAGAUGUACAAGGACGACUGGAACAAGGUGUCGGAGCACGUGGGCAGCCGGACGCAGGAUGAGUGCAUCCUGCACUUCCUGCGGCUGCCCAUCGAGGACCCCUACCUGGAGGACUCGGAGGCGUCGCUGGGGCCGCUGGCCUACCAGCCCAUCCCCUUCAGCCAGUCCGGCAACCCCGUCAUGAGCACCGUCGCCUUCCUGGCCUCCGUCGUCGACCCCCGCGUCGCCUCCGCCGCCGCCAAGUCGGCUCUGGAGGAGUUCUCCAAGAUGAAGGAGGAGGUGCCCACGGCCUUGGUGGAGGCCCAUGUCCGCAAGGUGGAGGAGGCGGCCAAGGUGACGGGCAAGGCCGACCCCGCGUUCGGGCUGGAGAGCAGCGGCAUCGCCGGCACCGCCUCGGACGAGCCGGAGCGGAUAGAGGAGAGCGGCACGGAGGAGGCGCGGGCGGAGGCGCAGCCGGCGGAGGAGAAGAAGGAGGCGAAGGAGCCCCGGGACGGUGCUGGCGAGGAGGAGGCGAAGGAGAAGCCUGGGGAAGCGCCCAAGAAGGAGGAGGAGAAGGGGAAGGAGGCAGAGGGCGAGAAGGAGCCUGACAGGGGGGAUGCUGAGCCCCCCACAGCCCUGCCCCGCCAUCACUGUCGUCCCCCCCCCGCAGGGGAGCCGGAGAAGGAGAAGGAGGCAAAGGAGGGGCUGGACGAGGCGCCCAAGGAGCCACCAGAGCCUGAGGCCGAGCGCAAGGCCAAGGUGGAGCGGGACAUCGGCGAGGGGAACCUCUCCACCGCCGCCGCCGCCGCCCUGGCCGCUGCUGCCGUGAAGGCCAAGCACUUGGCGGCAGUGGAGGAACGUAAGAUCAAGUCGCUGGUGGCGCUGCUGGUGGAGACGCAGAUGAAGAAGCUGGAGAUCAAGCUGCGGCACUUCGAGGAGCUGGAGACCAUCAUGGACCGGGAGCGCGAGGCUCUGGAGUACCAGCGGCAGCAGCUGCUGGCGGACCGUCAGGCCUUCCACAUGGAGCAGCUGAAGUACGCGGAGAUGCGCGCCCGCCAGCAGCACUUCCAGCACCUCCAGCAGCAGCAGCAGCAGCAGCCGCCGCCACUGCCGCCGGGGGCCCAACCUCUGCCCCCCGCCGCCGGUGCCCCCCUGGCCCCCGCCGCCCACCCGCUGGGCGCGCCGCCUGCCCCGCCAUGGUGGCCCCCGCCGAGCCCGUGGGGCAGCCGCUGCCCGGGGCCCCCCCACCGCAGCCGCCCCGCGCCGCCGGGCCGCCCCGGCCGUCCCCGCACGACAGCCCCGGCGCCGUUCCCCGGGCAGCAGCCCCCCCCCCAGAGCCUGGCUGGGAGCCUGGGUGGCAGCGGCCACCCCGCCGUGCCCGGUAAUGCGCCCGCCGCCCUGCCCCUGGGCUUGCCUCCAUCCGCCAUCCCAUUGAGCAUGGCUAACCCCCCCGGCGACCCCCUCGGCGCCACCUUCCCCGCUAACCCCCCCGCCCUCCCGCUGCAUGGGGCCCUGGCCAGCAGCAUGCCGUCCGGGGGGCUGCCCCCCCCCCCCCCCCCCACCCACCCGGCCUGGCCCUGCCGCACCUGGCGGGGGGCUCGGCCGCCGCGCACAGCCCCGCCAUCGUGGCCGCCGUGCAGGGAAGCCUCCUCCCAACCCCGGCCUCCUCGCAGAGCAAGGCCCCCCCCUGCAGACGGACCCCAUCGCCCCCAGCCCCAGCACGGCCACCCCUGUCCCCCCCACGCAGUGAGCCCCCCCCCCCACGCCGGGGCUGAGGAUGCCGCAGCCCCCCCGCAGUGAGCCCCCCCCCCCGCCGGGGC